UUGGUGAUUACUAGUGCGUUUACUCUCCUGAGUUCAAUGGACGAAGAUGAAAUUUUAAUAAUGUAUUUCUUUUUGAAAAGAAGGAAAAUGAAGCAAGCAAUGAAAAGAAAGUACUGGGUACAUCCAAUGUUAAUGAAAAGAAUUCCAUUAGGAUUAUGUCAGAGUUAUAUAGAAGAAUUAAAAAGUGAUGAUGGAAAGUUUUAUGAGUAUUUAAGAAUGACUGUCACCACCUUUGAUAGCCUACUGGUACGACUUGCAGACAAUCUUAGAAGAGAAAACACACAUUUCAGAAAUUGUAUAAGUGCCGAAGAAAGACUAGUGAUAACUUUAAGAUAUUUGGCGUCGGGAUGUUCGUUUAAACAACUGCAUUAUAAUUUUAGAGUGGGAAUGUCAACCAUCAGCAAAAUAAUCAAAGAAACGUGUUCUGUUAUUUGGAGCGUAUUAAGUGCAGAAUAUUUAAAGUUGCCCAAUACCGAAGAAGAAUGGAAAGCGAUCGCUGAAGCUUUUAAAACGAAAGCAAAUUUUCCUCAUUGCCUCGGUGCGCUGGACGGCAAGCACAUAAGGAUUACAAAGCCAAUAAAUAGUGGUUCUAUGUUUUUUAACUAUAAGGAUUAUUUUUCUUUUAUUUUAUUUGCAAUUGUUGAUUCAGAAUACCGUUUCAUUUACGUUAGUAUUGGUUCAUACGGAAAAGAGUGUGAUUCAUCUAUCCUAAAACAAUCCAAUUUUUGGAAGAAACUAAAUGAUGGUACUUUAAAUAUACCAAGACCCACGCCAUUACACGAAAAUAUGCAAGAAGAAAUACCAUAUGUAUUUGUUGGAGACGAAGCCUUUACAUUGUCACAAAAUUUAUUGCGACCUUAUGGCGGUACUCAUUUAGACAAUAAGAAAAAGAUAUUUAAUUACCGUCUAAGCCGCGCGAGAAGAUAUGUUGAAUGCACUUUUGGUAUCUUAUCCAAUAAAUGGAGGAUCUUGCAUAGACCAUUGGAUGUAUGUGCAGAAACAGCUAUUGAAGUUGUAAAGGCUUCUACGGAGUCUGACAAGUUCUAA
This is a messenger RNA of Leptidea sinapis, 1047 nucleotides long. RefSeq lists its product as uncharacterized. The transcript has 3 exons. Lineage: Eukaryota; Metazoa; Arthropoda; Insecta; Lepidoptera; Pieridae. Bases 37 to 1047 code for a protein of 336 amino acids. The record is from RefSeq and is a predicted model, not a curated record.